Molecule: messenger RNA, 1488 nt
Organism: Ostertagia ostertagi
Lineage: Eukaryota; Metazoa; Nematoda; Chromadorea; Rhabditida; Trichostrongylidae
Source: the annotation of a GenBank genome assembly
AUGAAGAGGAUUGGUCAGUUGGAGGAAACUUGCAGCUUCGAAAACGUAGUUGAGAGAACGAUGGAUCCUGUAGAGUUCAAAAAUUUGCCAUUUGGUGUUGAGUAUGCACGUUCUUCGCGUUCUUCAUGCAAAGGAUGCAAAGACACUAUUGUACAGGACAGCUUGCGAAUGUCAGUCCGCGAACCCAGCAGAUUUUUCGACGGUUUGCAAGAUAACUGGUUUCACUUUGCAUGCUUCUGGAAACGAAUCAAACCAGGUAAAGUGCAAAUCAACGAGAGAUCGAUUAGGGGAAUGGAUGGGAUUAAAUGGGACGAUCAGGAGAAAAUUCGUGAGAAGAUCAAGGCUUUUAUGAGUGGAGGCCUUGGAGGGCUCUUCAUUGAUAACACGUUCUCAUCUCUCAAAGUAGAGUAUGCAAAAUCGAGUAGAGGGAAGUGUUUCGCGUGUAAACUUCCGAUUGCUCAAAAGGAGGUAAAAUUUGGGAAGCUCACCAAUUGGUACCACCAACAGUGCCUCUUCAAAAAUGUGAAGUAUGGCGGAUCAAUUGAGGAUAUAGGUGGGUUUUCCUAUCUGAACGAUGAAGAUCAGCAGAAAUUAUUAAUAUCCCUCAGGGAAUUCGCGAAGGAAGACAAGACUGGAGAUGUGGAGGAUGAUCGCAAAUACUACAAAUGCAAGCAGCGAAAGAUGAGCUGGAGCCCUGCAAAGAAACCUCGCGUGAAGCAAACUGAUAUGAUGUGGGAAUUGCGCAGCGGCUUCAAAGAGAACCUUACAAAGCAUGAAAUGAUGGACUUGCUCAUCUCCAAUGAUCUCACUCCCCCAUCCGGUGAAAGCAAGAUCCUCGACUACCUCGUGGACUGUGCCAUGUUUGGCUGUUGCAAACCAUGUUCGAAUUCGUCGCUAAGGACAUACAGAUGCAAUGGGCAGCUUUCGGAGUACACAAAGUGCACUUAUCGAAACGAAAACCCUGAUCGCAUCAAAUUUACCAUACCGAAAGAUAUGAAGGAGAAUGCGUACCUCAAGAAUCUCAAAGUUAACCUCAUGCCGAAACGCGUGUACAACGAGCUGGUAGCUAAGGAAACGAUUGUGGACCAUUCCGAUGCUUUCAAACGCUUUGGCUCACGGGGCAUCACUAACUUUGAAGCUGGAGAUGUGGAAGGGAAAAGCAUGGGAGUUGGUUCUGGAUUAUCAAAACAGCUCGUCAAAGGAGGUACGGUCGUGGAUCAAGAGUGUGAAUAUUCAGAAGUUUCGCAUGUCCACCGAGACGCUAAAGGUGCAUUGUACUCUGUUGUUCUUGGAAGCGUGGACCUGCAGACAAAUAGAAAUUCAUACUACAAAAUACAGCUCCUCAAAAACGACACCAAACCAACCUUCUAUCUGUUCCGCUCUUGGGGUCGCGUCGGAACAGCUAUUGGUGGCACGAGGACGGAGUUGUUCCGUAGCGAAGGAAGUGCCACAGAGGCGUUCGAAAGAUCUUUCCUGAGAAGUCGGUAA